Molecule: messenger RNA, 1752 nt
Organism: Scomber japonicus (chub mackerel)
Lineage: Eukaryota; Metazoa; Chordata; Actinopteri; Scombriformes; Scombridae
Gene: slc1a2b
Product: solute carrier family 1 member 2b
Exons: 11
Coding region: 1-1752 (583 amino acids)
Biological process (GO): L-glutamate transmembrane transport
Cellular component (GO): plasma membrane
Molecular function (GO): glutamate:sodium symporter activity; neutral L-amino acid transmembrane transporter activity; L-glutamate transmembrane transporter activity
Source: RefSeq, a predicted model, not a curated record
AUGUAUAUAGCACUUACCUCAACUCCUCUAGAAAUGAAUGCCAACAGUAUGCCUAAACAAGUGGAGGUGAGGAUGCACGAGAGUCACCUGGAGCCCAUUGAGGCCAGGCCCCAGUCCAAAUGUGCCAAAAUCUGCUCCAAGCUGUUCAAGAACCUUCUGCUCACACUCACCGUCCUCGGUGUGAUCUUGGGAGCUGUAUCGGGGAUGUUGCUUCGUGUUGCCUCUCCAAUUCACCCAGAUAUUGUGAUGGUGAUUGCCUUUCCUGGAGAUAUUCUGAUGAGGAUGCUGAAGAUGUUGAUCCUACCGCUCAUCAUCUCCAGUUUAAUCACAGGUCUGGCUGGUUUGGAUGCCAAAUCUAGUGGUCGCCUAGGCACCAGAGCUAUGGUCUACUACAUGUCCACCACUAUUAUUGCUGCUAUCUUGGGAGUCAUCCUGGUGUUAGUCAUCCACCCUGGAAACCCCAAACUGAAGGAGGGUCUGGGUGAGGGUGAAAAAAAUGAUGACGUGUCCAGCUUGGAUGCCUUCUUUGAUCUGAUCAGGAACCUCUUCCCAGAGAACCUGGUUCAGGCUUGUUUCCAACAGAUCCAGACAGUGACAAAGAAGAUAGAGGUUGUUGUUCCGGAGGACGUCAAUGCCACCACAAUGGAGGGCCUGCUGGCUAAUGUUACUAAGCAGCCUCAGUAUAUUGUCAAAAAGUCCCUGCAGUUCAAAAGUGGCAUGAAUGUUCUGGGUAUGAUUGGUUUCUUUAUUGCAUUUGGCAUCUGCAUGGGCAAGAUGGGAGAGAAGGCAAGACUCAUGAUUGAAUUCUUCAACAUCCUCAAUGAGAUCGUGAUGAAACUUGUCAUCUUGAUCAUGUGGUAUUCUCCCUUAGGUAUUGCCUGUCUGAUCUGUGGUAAGAUCAUUUCUAUCAAGGACCUGGAGGUGGUAGCCAGGCAGCUGGGCAUGUACAUGGUGACUGUGAUUGUUGGCCUCAUCAUCCACGGAGCGAUUUUCCUGCCCAGCAUCUAUUUUGUUAUUGUCAGGAAAAACCCCUUCACCUUCUUCUUGGGCAUCUUCCAGGCCUGGAUCACUGCCCUGGGGACAGCCUCUAGUGCUGGUACACUGCCUGUUACCUUUCGCUGUCUGGAGGAGAACUUGGGUAUUGACAAAAGAGUCACUCGUUUUGUGCUCCCAGUUGGUGCCACCAUCAACAUGGACGGAACUGCUCUUUAUGAGGCCGUGGCAGCCAUCUUCAUUGCCCAGAUGAACGGUAUCCACCUUGACCCGGGUCAGAUUAUCACUGUCAGUCUUACAGCCACUCUGGCCAGUGUCGGAGCAGCCAGUAUUCCCAGUGCUGGCCUGGUGACUAUGCUCUUGAUCCUGACUGCUGUAGGGUUGCCAACCCAAGACAUCAGUCUGCUGGUUGCCGUCGACUGGCUGCUGGACCGAUUCAGGACCUCAGUGAAUGUGGUGGGUGACUCCUACGGUGCAGGCAUCGUGUACCACAUGUCCAAGGCAGAGCUUGAAGAGCUGGAUGCACAAACCGCUAAGUCUGACGACAUCGAAAUGAUGACGAAGACCCAGUCUUAUUACGAUGACAUGAAGAACCACCACGAAAACAAUUCCAACCAGUGCGUCUUAACCGCUACCGCUACCACAACCGCCACUGCUAACAAUUCUGUUGUAGUAGAUGAAUGCAAGGUAACCUCAGCCACUAACGGCUCUGCUGCGGAGUGCACGCUUGUUGAGGAGGAACCAUGGAAACAUGAAUAA